AUGCAGAGCGGGUCGCAGCGCGUCGAGGCGGACCGGCUAGACUGCGUUCUCCAAACAAGCACGAACGCAUCAGUCGACGUCGUGCAGGACGAGCUAGUUCGCACGCUUCGAAAGCAGCCAGUGUUUCACUGCGAAGAGUGCGACCGGUUUUUCAGGAAGAAGAAAGGCCUGCGCUCACACGUUGCGGCCGUGCACAACAACAAAAAGCGUUUUGGCUGCACUGACUGUCGAAAACAUUAUGUAUCGGAGCAAAGUCUGCAAGAGCACUAUCAAAGAAUGCACGGGUGUGCUGAAUCGGAUGUGCGCUUGGCGCGUGAGGAGCAGGAUGCUCGACAUUCCUCUAGGCGACGAGUUGACGGGAGCUACUGGUGUGAGGAACCCGGAUGUGCUAGGGUGCGCUUUUCAAAGUUCGGUCUUAGAAGGCACACUGAGUUAUUUCACAAGAAAAGGAGCUUCCGGUGUCUUGAUUGUGGUGUGGGCUUUGCCUAUUUACGUGAUUUCGAUAAACACAUGCUUGGUCAUAAGAAGGGAAAGAAUUUUGUUUGCUAUCUGUGCCAGCAAAGAUUUCUAAGUGAUAAGCAACUGGUUGCUCACCAGAAGUUGUGUAAACCGGUGAUCGAACGAUCCUUGGAAUCUAUUGUUUAUACCAAGUGUAGUGAGUCGCUUAAAACGGAUGGUCUGCUGGCUUUAGACAGGUUGACAGAUUGUGACUCACAACAUCAGUGGUUUAAUCCUACAGUAAGCUACGCUUGUGACCAAUGCGAUAAGGUGUUUGAAACAAAAAUAAAUAUGACUAUACACAAGAUGUUUGAACAUGACGUGUAUCAACACUGGGCAGCACAGCAACAAAUUUUGUCCGAAACAUGUGACAGUGCAAUCGAUGUGGCUUCAGACUUAGAUAGUAACUCUUCUUAUGAAAGCAAAGACGCAGAAGUAGCAAUUACUGUCAAUGCUGUUAGUAUCAAUGAGAGGCAUCAGUCUAUACAUGAUCAAGAGCAAGCUUCAUCAAACGAUCAGGUUACUGGUGUGACUGACGGUGCAAAAUUUUCUUGCAGUUUCUGUGGGACAGUGUUUCCUACUCGUACUGACAGUCAAAUACACGAGAUUCGAGUCAGAGUUAGUGGAGACUUGAAGAUGUGUUAUCGAUGUGGGAAAACAUUCGAGGCAUUAUGCCAACUGCCCGCACAUUAUGAAAAAGUCCAUAAGCAGGUAUGUGUGGGCAGUUACAGUUUUGACGAGUUGAUAUGCUUUUAUGAGUCAAAUGAGACCCUGCAAGAAGUGAACGGGCAUGAAGCUGAUAAUCAAUAUCAAAUUGACACGCUCAUUGAUGCAUCAAUGGACAUGGAUGAAGGCAUGUCAUCAUUUUGUGCUGGAGAUGAUGUUGAGCAUGAGCAACAAGAGAAGUCAGAUAACGAGGUAGUAGGAAAUACUUUGAGUAUUUCAUCUGCGUCUUGUGGAAAUUUGUUCAGUUUGAUUUUUGAGAGACAAAAGCACAAGAAUCGAGUUCAAUGUGUCGAAGAUGUGUCAAUGCAUCCCACAUUUGUAACAUCUACCAGUAAUAUAGAAACGACACAGGCUGGUGAUUAUGCUAUAUCUGUGGCACAAGUACAGUUGCCAUCUCCUCAACUAGGCAUGUCACCUUGCUCUGUGGCAUUAGUUCAACAACAGUCUCUCCACUCUACUUGUUCUCAAUCGUCUGGGAGGUCUGUUGGUGUGUCAUCGUCAGGAGUUGAGCCUUCAGUAGCUGCAAGCAAAACCUCAUUUGAAAUGGAGGCGCAGUCUCAUCAAGAAGGAUCGUGUGUAGAUCAGCACACACAAACAUCACAACAACAGUUUAAUGAGCAACAAGAGUCUCAUGUUUACACUAUGUCUGCAGAACAGUUACAGUGUGAUCAACAGCAGCUGUCUUCUUGCGAUGUCUCACCUACAGCACGAGAAGCCUUUGUCGAUCGGAUUGCAUCUUCGAUCUGGUCUCAGUUUCCCCAAGCGGAAGUGUCCUGUAGUGUUACUCAGCAACAGUCUUUCCACUCUACUUGUUCGAAGUCCUCUGGUAAGUCUGCGUGUGUGUCAUCUUCAGGAGUUCUUGAGCCUUCGACAGAUGCAAGCAAAUCCUCGUUUGAAAUGCAAGUGCAGUCUCUUCAAGAAGGACUUUGUGUAGAUCAGCACACACAAACAUUACAACAACAGUUCGAUGAGCAACGAGAGUCUCCUGUUGACACUAUGUCUGCAGAACAGUUACAACAUGAUCAACCACAGCUGUCUACUUGUGAUGUCUCACCUACACCUACAACAAACAUACAGAUUGUUCAACCAGAAAGCUUUGCCGGUCGGAUUUCAUCUUUGAUGUCGUCUCAGUUUACACAAGUGGAAGUGUCCAGUGGUGGUGUUCAGCAACAGUCUCUCCACUCUACUUGUUCUAAGUCGUCUGGUAAGUCUGUUUGUGUGUCAUCUUCAGGAGUCAUUGAGCCUUCAACAGCUGCAAGCAAAACUUUAUUUGAAAUGCAGGCGCAGUCUCUUCAAGAUGGAUUGUGUGUAGAUCAGCACACACAAACAUUACAGCAACAGUUUGAUGAGCCACAAGAGUCUCCUGUUGAUAUUGUGUCUGCAGAACAGUUACAACGGGAUCAACCACAGCUGCCUAUGUGUGAUGUCUCACCUACACCUACAACAAGCAUGCAGGUUGUUGAACCAGAAUCCUUUGCCAAUACGAUUUCAUCUUUGAUGCCGUCUCAGUUUACAUCAGUAGAAGUGUCCAGUGGUGUUGCUCAACAACAGUUUCUCCACUCUACUUGUUCUAAGUCGUCUGAUAAGUCUGUGGGUGUGUCAUCUUCAGGAGUUCUUGAGCCUUUGACAACUGCAAACAAAACCUCAUUUGAAAUGCAAGUGCAGUCUCUGCAUGAAGAAUCGUGUGUAGAUCAGCACACACAAACAUUACAACAACAGUUUGAUGAGCCACGAAAGUGUCCUGUUCACACUGUGUCUGCAGAACAGUUACAAUGUGAUCAACAGAAGCUGCCUUCUUGUGAUGUCUCUCCUACAGCAUCCAUUCAGCUUGUUAGCUUUGUCGAUCGAAUUGCAUCUUCAAUGCGGUCUCAGUUUGCACAAGUAGAAGUGUCCUCUGGAGUUGCUCAACAACAGUCUAUCCACUCUACUUGUUCUAAGACACAUGAAGGAUUGUGUCUAGAUCAGUACACACAAACAGUACAACAACGGUUUGAUGAGCCACAAGAGUCUCUUGUUCACACUGUGGCUACAGGACAGUUACAAUGUGAUCAACAACAGUUGUCUACUUGUCAUGCCUUACCUACACCUACAACUAGCAUUCAGCUUAUUCAACCAGAAACCUUUGCCAAUCAGAUUUCAUCUUCGAUGCCAUCUCAGUUUACACAAGUAGAAGUGUCCAGUGGUGUUGCUCAGACACCAUCUGUAUCACAACCACAAUCUAUUCAACCAAUCCUGGCAGAUGAUCACACGAAUGGUCAUGUCCCUGCUCUUCAGAUUCAGUCUGUUCAUUCUGUUGCAUCUACUGCUUUUGACCUGUCUACUCUUCAGGAACAUUCUAGUGCUGCUGUUCCGUCAACAAACUUUAAUUCGUAUACAUUACCAAUACGCUGUGCUGUUAGUCAAGCAAUGUCUCUACAAUCAUGGCCUGUUGGUACGAGACUACCUCGUAAUCACAACUUAGCUGUAGGACAGUUCCCUUCUUUUGGAGGACUUGUAUCUGGUGUCGUGCCCUCAGUUCAAUCUGGGUCUUCUACUAUGCCCAUUGUAUCGCAACCACUUGCUAGUUAUUUCUCAUCUAAUGUUCAGCCAUAUCAACCAACUCAAUAUUAUUGGCAUGCUCCAGCUUUCCAGUCAAGGUAUUCGCGUGGAUGCAGACGCCUUCACGUUGAACAGGCGAAUCACUCCAAUGGGUUUUAUCAGCAGCCAGAUUAUCGAGCUUAUGGGGGGUCAACACCGAUAGAUUAUCAUACAGCCAGGCCAUCAUAUGGUAGUGCGUCAGGUUUUGUGGAUCAACAGACUGCCCAACGAGGCGUUUAUCCUGCUUGUGUUCCAGCUGUCCAGUAUAUGCAACCCUUGGGAUACUCAAGUCCAGUGCUGCCUACAAAUUAUACUUCAUCUUUGGUACAUCAGCAACUUUAUCAGCAAUGGCAGUAUCCAUGGUUUGGCCAGUCUCAGGCGCAGUUUGGAUUUGCCGCAUCCAGGGAACAGCACUGUUUGCCACAGCAACCUCCCAGUUAUGAUUCAAUCGCGUACAAUAUUUGGUCUAUGUCGCCAAUGUCUAACAGUGUUGUGUCAUCGGUUUGUUCACCAAGUACCGUGACAUCUGGACAAGUGCAUGGCUUGAGAGUGCCACCGAGUUACCCCUCGAGUGUGAUUCAAGGAUACUGUUAUCAACCAGGGAUGCCAUACAGUAGUACCUUGUCUGUUCAGUCGAGAUCUUCAGGACUCUACUCUCAAACAAGGCUGCCUCAAAGUUACGCGUCUGUGUCACAGCCACACUCUUUUUAUCCGGUGGUGUCUCGAAAUCAGUGCAGUCUAUCGACUCCAUCGAUGUGUGUAUCUUCUGCAGAUUUUCGAAGUCCGAAUUCCGCUCUGGUUCAACCGUCGUUUCUGUUACAGUCAUGUGUUUCAAGUCCUGUAGUUUCAGAAAAACGAGUCAAUACUGAGUCAUCUGUCAGACAAUUGCUCAAUCGAAGUGAAUUGGUUCCCACUUCGAGGACCAACGACAAGCAAGUCGACAAGUCUACCUCCUUAGCGUCUUAUUUUUGUAUCAAGUGUGGUUGCAAAUUCAAAAGCAGUCAAGAAGUCAAGUAUCAUAUGAAAGAGGUGCAUCCUGGUUUGAAUCUUGUUUUAGUAAAGUCGAAAAAUGGACGGUUGGUCGGCAAGGAGAGAUACUCAUAUGAUUCAUUGAGCUUAUACGGGACACCCCAUGGAGAUCAACCCCAACUGUUAAAUCAGAGUCGAGAGAACUCGGUUUGUAUAGACGAGGCAACAGCUGAUGAGCACGAGUACGAACUCGAGGAACCUCAUGUUCUUAAUGGAAGAAAUCGUAAACGUGUUGGUCGUACGUCCAUUUUGUCUCCCAGUCGAUGUCCAAAAGUACGACACAUCGAUAGUAUUGCGUCGAUGUUAGCUAGUAGAGCUGGUCACUGAGCAGUCGCUCGCUUUGAGUUGGUAAGCCCGAUAUUUUCUUUGCAGAGAUAGAUCCUAUAAAAAGAGUUGAGUUUAUAAUGUCUUCAAGUGCAGACACAAAGAGAGAUUACUGAGUACCUAAAAUGUAUUUAGAGUGAAUUAAGAGAUGUGGAAUUGUUGUUGUUGUGAUGUGACAAUAUUUGAUUUUGUCUUGAGCAGAGUUGUCUCUGUCGGUUGUAUACUUGCUGUUUUAUAUAUGUAUAUGAAAACAAGGACACGUUGAUCAUUGUAUCAGAGUUUGUUUGGGGUGCCAUAUC
Molecule: messenger RNA, 5453 nt
Organism: Corticium candelabrum
Lineage: Eukaryota; Metazoa; Porifera; Homoscleromorpha; Homosclerophorida; Plakinidae
Exons: 4
Coding region: 1-5157 (1718 amino acids)
Biological process (GO): regulation of DNA-templated transcription
Molecular function (GO): RNA polymerase II cis-regulatory region sequence-specific DNA binding; DNA-binding transcription factor activity, RNA polymerase II-specific
Source: RefSeq, a predicted model, not a curated record